Messenger RNA from Colletotrichum chrysophilum, 735 nucleotides. RefSeq lists its product as uncharacterized. The transcript is spliced from 2 exons. The coding region runs from base 1 to 735 and encodes 244 amino acids. Lineage: Eukaryota; Fungi; Ascomycota; Sordariomycetes; Glomerellales; Glomerellaceae. Gene Ontology annotation, molecular function: FMN binding; oxidoreductase activity. The record is from RefSeq and is a predicted model, not a curated record.
AUGCAGGUCUCAGAGCCAAUCCUGAACAGCGGUGUCAGGGGUUUGUCGCUGAAAGAGGUUGAGGCUGUUCGAGACGACUUCAUAGCCGCAGCGCAGCGAGCUGAAGCUGCAGGUUUCGACGGCGUGGAGGUGCACUCAGCCUUUGGAUGGAUUCCCAUGCAGUUCCUCUCGCCUCUCUUCAAUCACCGAACAGACAAGUACGGAGGCUCGCUCGAGAACCGAUCGCGGUUCCUCUUCGAAGUCAUUAGAGGCAUCCGCCAAAACUGUAAGCCGGACUUCCAGAUAGGUCUGCGCGUGUCUCUCGAGAGAUAUGGCGUCCCGUUGACAGAGAUGCAUGAGGUACUUGCGAAGGCGGUCAGGGAAGAGGAGAUUGACUACUUGGACCUGGCGGUCUGGGACUGGAAGAAGGUGACCCAAGAGACACCCUUUCAAGGGAAGACCUUUUUGAGUAUCUUCAUGGAUCUUCCUCGAUCAUCAGUGCGCAUUGGGGCGUCUGGGAAGAUAAUGGAUCUCCAAGAGGCCGUUACUGUUCUGGAGGGGGGCUGCGACUUUGUCAUGUUCGGCAGGGCAGCCAUCCUUGAGCACGACUUUCCAAAGCGAUUGGAGGAGAACUCAGAACAUCGGUCACCGUCAUUGCCAGUUAGUGAAGCAUACCUCAAGGCUCAAGGAUUGAGCGACAGCUUUGUGAAAUACAUGAAGACCUGGGAAGGGUUCGUCGAGGAGGACAGAUCCUAA